Messenger RNA from Puccinia triticina, 213 nucleotides. RefSeq lists its product as uncharacterized. The transcript has 2 exons. The record is from RefSeq and is a predicted model, not a curated record. Lineage: Eukaryota; Fungi; Basidiomycota; Pucciniomycetes; Pucciniales; Pucciniaceae. Bases 1 to 213 code for a protein of 70 amino acids.
AUGCUGCACACACUGGAGCGCCAGCUGGCAACGCUGCAAAUGCUGGAACUCGCUUACAAUUACUCUGCCAAGCCAUCGCUACGCCGCACCCCUUACAACCCGCAGCCUCCUGCUAGAACAAUCCCCUCACCUGAUUGCACAUUGAAGAAUUCUCAAACCCUGCGCCCCCACCACCACGCCAUUCCCCAAUCCGCUCCCAAAUUGAACUCGUAA